AUGAGGGAAGUUCAACUUUUAAUUUUGUUUCUGGCCAGUGGAAUGGCUUACUCUUUGGAACAUCUUAAAUUCUUUAAAGAUUUCUUGAAUGCAGUGGAAAAGGAACGAUCUAUAUCAUCUCUUCUUCUAAUGCAAAGUGAAGUUCAGGGGAAGGAUAUUCUGCAAGGACUUUAUCCCAUAUCCUGGCCUAUCAUACGUCUAGAUGGAACUCAGAAAAUUGAGUUGGUUGACCAUUACAACAAGGAGUUCUUGGCCUUGGUCUAUAUGGGUUCCCAAGAUGAUAUAUUGCUACUCUCCGCACUGGCAGCCAACUUCAAUCAUAUGAGAGAAGCCAGGAUAGUGAUUUGGUUGGAUCUUAAUCCCUCUAAGAAGUUCCUCGCGGACAUUGCAAGUCAGGCAGAUAAGCAUAAGUUCUUAAAUCUCUUGGUAAUAGAAAAGACACUAACCACUCGACGUUUUUAUCCAUUUCCUCAGCCAAAGUUCGAAGUGAUUGAAAAUCUUCUUGAAGAAAAGAAAAUAUUUCCCGUUCUUUGGCACAACUUUAAGGGAAAAUUAGCUCUGACAUUGCCCGACUUAGUCCCACCACGAAGUUUCUACGCGAAAGAUUCUAAAACAGGUCGAGAGAAAAGAUCUGGCUUAGUUUAUAAAAUGUUUGACAAUUUUGCACAAAGGCGCAAUAUUACGUUGAAACUACAAGAUUUCUUGAAUAAAUCGGUGACCCAAGAAGAAAUCAUUGAGAGGACAAUUAGCGAUGAGAUAGAUCUGCCAAUGACCGGGCAGUUGAUAAACUUUAGACAUCCAAAUGGUAGCAGAAUACAACCUCUGUUGGGGAUGACAGCCCUUACGAUUGCAGUGCCUUGCGGCAAAGAGUUGUCAAUGCUGGAAGGAUUCUUAGUAGCCUAUGGAUUUGCAUCGACUAUAUUUCUGUUAGGAUCCUACAUUCUGUUGAGCAUCAUGGAUGUUCUACUUCGAAUACUAAGCAAUCGAGUCAAACGACAUUCAAAUCGUUUUGGAUACCUGAAUAUGUUACUGAAUCUUCGUGUUCUUCGUUGUAUUCUCAACAUGUCGAUACCUUUGGGUAAUCGCCUUCGAUCUGUAGUCGGUCAGUUUACCAUAGUAAUGAGUUUCGCGGGCUUAAUGUUAUCCUGCAUUGUUGGAGCCCAAAUCAGUACUCUGCUUACCAUGAGUCCCCAAUACCAACAUAUUAGGACCUUUGAAGAGUUAAGGGAAAGUAACAUAACCGUUGUAUUCAAUCGUCUCAAUUACGACACCAUCAAAUUGGAGAUGGAUCCAGAGUUUCUGCAAAAGUUUAUGCCGAAUAUCUGGAUUGUGAGAAGCCUGGAACAAAUGAAGAUGAUAACUGACUUGAAUACGAGCUUUGCCUAUCAGACAUAUGCAUACCAACAGGAUCCUUUUACGAUGCUGCAAAGCCACUCUAAACGAAAGGUUCUGUGUAGGUCUCGAAAAUUGGAUCUGGUCAGUGGUUUGGCCUAUUCCGCUGUCCUAGAACAGAACUCAAUUUAUGCUUUGGCCUUGCAGGAUUACACAGAUUGGGUUUGGGCUACCGGGUUGUUCAAUUACUGGUUCGGUGAAGCUAUGCGCGAUUUCAUGUAUACAUUUAGCAAUAUCAGUUAUGAUAAAUUACCCAUUGUGAGUGGUUAUGAAGCCCUGAAUCUACAGGAUUAUAAGGCCUGUUGGCAAGUACUCGUAGGGGGUUUUACUCUAGCUAUUUGUGUCUUCAUCGUAGAGCUACUGGUGGGAAGGCCAAGAAUCAAUGUUAUUGAGCAACCCAAAGAAGAAAGAGAACUUUUCCCCGUUCUCUGGCGUAAUUUUAUGGGCAAAACAGCUGUGACAAUACCCGACCUGGUGCCACCCCGAAGUUUCUUCUUGAUAGAUCCAAAAACUGGUCAAAAAAGACAUGGUGGCUAUAUGCAUAAAAUCAUUACAAGUUUUGCGAAAACCUACAAUAUCACAUUGGAAAUGAAGAUGCCCAUAAACGAAAGUGUAUCCCAAGUGGAUAUUAUUGAAAAGACAAUUAAAGGAGAGAUAGAUCUGCCGUUGACAGCACAUUUGGUCAAUAUGAGGCAUCCAAACGAGAGCAGAAAAGAUUCCUUUCUGGGCAUUACCACCUUGUCCAUCUUAGUGCCUUGUGGCGAGGAAAUGACGGUUUAUGAACGGUUGUAUCUAGUCUACGGACUUACAACGGUCAUAACAAUGAUUCUAUCUUACAUCUUAAUGAGCAUUAUAGAUGUUCUAUUUGGAAUCUUAUGCGACCGAAUCAAAAGAAAUCCAAGCCGUUUUAAGGUUCUAAAUGUGAUUUUCAACCUGCGGGUACUGGCCUGCAUUCUUUCCAUGUCGAUUCCCAAGGGAAAUAGACUUAGAUCCGUUCUGGGACAGUUAACUGUAGUUAUGAGCUUUACAGGCUUGCUGUGGGCCUCCAUUUUGGCUGCUCAGACUAGCACUCUCCUGACUAUGAGUCCGCAAUACCGACACUCCAUGAACUUUCGAGAGUUACGGAAAAGUAACAUUACCGUGGUUUUUAACCGCCUCAACUACAUGCUUAUCAAACGUCAGAUGGAGCCGGAGUUUUUUAAAACGUUUUUACCAAAUAUUUGGAUUGUUAAAAGUCAAGAGCAAAUGAAUAUGAUUACCUCCUUGAAUACCAGCUAUGCUUAUCAUACUUUCACCUAUAAAAAGGAUCCAUCGACGAUGAUCCAAAGGCAUUCCCGUCGCAAGGCCUUGUGUAGGGCACCAGAAUUGGAUAUGGUCAGUGGACUUACACACUCCGCUGUUCUGGAACAGAAUUCUGUAUAUGCCUUGGCUCUGCGGGAGUUUACAUUUCAGGCUUGGAGUACAGGACUUUCACAGCAUUGGCUUGACGAGGCGAUUAUGGAAAUGAAGUCUUCGACAAGCUGA
Messenger RNA from Drosophila eugracilis, 2916 nucleotides. RefSeq lists its product as uncharacterized. The transcript has 3 exons. Lineage: Eukaryota; Metazoa; Arthropoda; Insecta; Diptera; Drosophilidae. The record is from RefSeq and is a predicted model, not a curated record. Bases 1 to 2916 code for a protein of 971 amino acids.